Helicoverpa armigera (cotton bollworm) is the source of this 3298-nucleotide messenger RNA. Its product is annotated as irregular chiasm C-roughest protein. Gene Ontology annotation, cellular component: plasma membrane; cell-cell junction. The transcript is spliced from 22 exons. The record is from RefSeq and is a predicted model, not a curated record. Gene Ontology annotation, molecular function: cell adhesion molecule binding. NCBI's taxonomy places the organism in Eukaryota, Metazoa, Arthropoda, Insecta, Lepidoptera, Noctuidae. The coding region runs from base 374 to 3157 and encodes 927 amino acids. Gene Ontology annotation, biological process: cell-cell adhesion.
GAAAACGUUUCCAGCCAGUGCCCUGCCAGGCUUCAUGCCUCGCGGACGUCGGACCGCGUUCUCAAUCUUUCGAAAAUCGAACGCCGCGUUUGACAUUUCGUGAUUUAAAACAUAAAAGAUUCUUUUUUCGAAAAAAGAUUACGGCUGCCAUUUUGGUUUGGUUUGUUGAAACAAUUAGUGAAUGAGUUUUGGAUAAUAUUUUUCUGUUGUAUUUGUGUUAAUAUUAAAGAUGUGUGGACAUUAGUGAAAUUGGAUUUUAUGAUACUAUAUAAAUGAUGCAGAAAAAAGAACAUAAUUCAAACAACCAGCUGAAAAGUUCAUCAAAAAACAAAAUUAACAUGUGAUUGCAAAUAAAUUGAAAUACUAGCCCAAAAUGGGUUCUAAUGAAAUGAGCAAAUCUAAAUAUGAAAUUAAUUUCUACCAUAAAUUGAUUAAUAUUCAUAAUUCAGUUGAUAAAUAUCAUUAUACUGAUGUAAAAUUUAAUCAAAAUCCCAGUAUGAAUGUUAAUAAUGAAACAAAAAUUGAAUUUAGUGAAAGAUCUAAUGAUGCAAAACAUAGAUCGCGAGUGACGACUAGAAGUGCCAAUGAAUUGUUCCUUCUGCUGAGGAUACCGAUGAAGAUGAAUGUUUUACUGCUACAAUGUAUGUUCUUUCUAGUACUGACUAGUUCUGUGGAUGCGUAUAGAGAACAGAGAUUUGCCAUUGAACCACAAGAUCAGAGUGCAGUGGUAGGAUCCAGAGUAACCCUGCCAUGUCGAGUGGAGAACAAGGCGGGACAGCUGCAGUGGACGAAAGAUGACUUCGGGCUGGGGACGCAUCGCCAUCUCACUGGUUAUGAGCGAUACAAGAUGAUUGGGAGCGAUGAAGAAGGUGACUACUCCUUGGACAUCAGAGAAGUGACGUUGGAUGAUGAUGCGUUAUACCAAUGUCAAGUCAGUUCUGGAGCAAGAGGAGAACCAGCAAUCCGUUCCAGAUAUGCUCGGCUCAUUGUGCUGGUCCCUCCAGAACCUCCGAAGAUCUUGAAAGCACCUGUUCUCCAAGCAGUCGAAGAUAGAGAAGUCAAUUUGGAGUGCAUUUCUGUUGGAGGAAAACCUGCAGCUGAGAUUACCUGGGUCGAUAAUGAUGGUGGAGUGUUAACACAUGGAGUCAAUUACACUGUAGUGCCAAUGCCUGAUGGACGAAGAUUCACUGCAAGGUCUGUACUUCGAUUGCGUCCAAGAAGACAUCACCACAAUCAGACCCUGACUUGCCAAGCUCAGAAUACUGCGGACCGAGCCUACAGAUCUGUCACUAUUAAAUUGCAGGUACAAUAUGCGCCAAAAGUUCGAAUGUUCGUAAAGUCUGGAGUACUGAAAGGAAAUAUCCAAGAAGGAGACACAGUUGUUAUUAGUUGUCAAGCCAAUGCGAAUCCUAACAACCUUACAUACAAAUGGUAUGUGAACAAUGAACAUAUACCUGGUGACAUCAACAACGAAUUGAUUCUAACAAAUAUAUCUAGAAGAUUCAACGAGGCGACGAUCAAGUGUGAGGUACAUAACUUGGUCGGGAAGAGUGCUGACACGAAAACUCUAGAAGUGGCCUAUGGACCCUCAAUCAAAGUAAGGCCUCAGAAUGUGGAAGGCGAGUCUGGGUCUAUAGCAACACUAUCCUGCAUCGUCGAUGGUCAUCCACCGCCGAAGAUACAGUGGUUACGAUAUGAACAUGAACGAUUUAUUAGAGUUGGCAAAUCACCAAACCUGACGAUCACGAUAUCUCCUCAUUCUGCGGGACAAUACUGGUGUAAAGCAAGUAUUGAGAACAGACAGGAUGUACAAGCUCCUGCCAUCGUUUAUAUUAAGGGACCGCCGAAGAUAAUAUCAAAUCAAACACAGUAUGGUGUCGAGGGGGACAGUGUCAGAAUAGAAUGUGUUUCGUUUGCCGUCCCUAAGCCCGACUACAUUGUAUGGACCUUUGGGGGCAGCGAGAUAAAUUCUUUUCAUAAUCAGGAAUAUGCAUUUUUGGAGGAAAGUCUAACAGAUAGGAUGACAAAAUCGACUUUGAUAAUACGGAGGAGUGAAUCGAAACAUUUUGGCCACUAUAAUUGUACUGUAGUUAACGUGUAUGGCAUGGAUAGCGUCGAAAUUAACUUAGUUCCGGCAAAAACUUUUCCAAUAAUACUUAUUAUUGCUGGGGGAUCAUCGAUUAUUAUUUUCGUAUUGAUAAUAAUGCUGAUCAUAAUGCUUUGUCAUAAGAAGACGAAGAAAGCUGAUGUUAAGAAACCUGAUAUAACGGACUUGGGCAAGACUUGUGUGGAUCAGUUUAAGGAUUGUGAUAGAAGUUCAAAUAUCAGUGAUCUGAAGUUAGAACUUCGGCAAGUUGAAGGCAGUUGUGAUAUGGAUAAUUCAAACGCAGGAUCAGAAACGGACCUUCAUCCGACUCUCCACCUGACAUCCAAUCUAGGUCUUCCCUUAGCCGGUCCCGUACCUCUACCCGACUCAGGUUAUGACAAUGAGCUCAUGAAACAAUACCAGCGAUACAGUGGGGACUUCAAUCAACCCAUCAGUAACUUGAAUUUUAAGCAUCAAAACCAAGGCAAUGGUUACGUCCCAUACGUGGACUAUUCCCGGGACUACGCCCCUCCCGUGCCUUCUGACUCCCUCUCUGGGUCCUUGUCGAGAAGUACUGACGGGUCUACGUAUCCCAGCCACUGUGGGUCCUUGCAUCGACAGCAGAGUUGUGCCAGACUUGGGGGCGUUGUUGGUCCUGAUGUGAUACCCAUGUCAGGACCUGGAGUAGUCCUCACAGGAGAAGACGUGAGAUACGCUGCUACGUACGGCAAUCCGUAUUUACGAGGCAGCGCUCCUGUGGCAUACUUGCCACAGAUGAAUACGAAUCCAGUUGGGAAACCAGCACCGCCGCCAUACUAUUCUGUCAGAAAUCCCAAUCAUCCUCCAGCAGUGCCAUCAGUCACGUCACCGUCAUCAUCAUCGUCUUCGAGGCCGGUCACUAGUCCAAUGGCGUCUUCAUCGUCUACCAAUAGUGGCGCACAGCCUCAAGUGCCUAAAUCGUCUUCGGGAGCUCUGUAUAUUCUUCCGCCGUCCAGUCAAGGAAACUUGCAGUCCAAUCAGAUAACCACCAAAGGUAAUGGUAACCAGUUGAACGCUGGGACCCACGUUUAAUAAAUUCAUGAGUAGUUAGGAGAAAUACAUGAAAUGUUUAAAAAACUUAAUCAGUAUAUAGAUAUUUAUAUGAUAUACGUAAGCUUAAUUAUGAAUCUCGUGUCUAAGACACUAUGAAUUUUUGUGAUUAUUAUUUUUUGA